AUGACUGUUCCCGACUUGGCAAGAUUGGUCUAUAACCAGCUCACUCGUCAACUUGUCAAUCUGUCAAUCAGCGUAGACACGUGGUAUACCUUGUCUAAAUCCAUCCCUGUUAUUUCAUUUGAGCCAACUAUUGAACCCUGGAGUAUAAACAUCAGUCGCUGCAGACUAAACGGUAUGUCGGUGCAGCCUUUGGCAUAUCCCGCCUUCCUGGGCUUGGAAAGCCUCCAUGUCUUCAUCACCGGUGCCGCUGGUGGAAUCGGAAAACAAGCAGUGCGAGAAUUCUUAGAUCAGGGGUGCAAAGUGACAGCACUGGACAUCCAAGCCUUGGAGGUUUCUGAUAUACAAGGGGAGCCCUACUCCCGGCUACACGUCCUGAAAGGUGAUAUCACGGACGAAGAAUCCGUCCAAUCUAAUAUUGCGCAGGCCAGCAAACGAUUCGGGCCUAUCAACAUUUUGAUCGCAAAUGCAGGUAUCACAGAUGAAAGCAAAGACUACCCUAUCUGGGAAUUGCCAGUGGAGACCUGGGACCAGACAUACCUUGUCAAUGUCCGAGGAACAUUCCUGACAAUCAAGCAUUUCUUGCGAGCAGCACGUGCAUCUCAACAGACCCUUGGUAAAGAACUGGAUAACCUAGCUAUCGUAGUAACGGGAAGCGAAACGGGAACGUUUGGCCAGGAAGGCCAUGCCGAGUACGCAUCUGGGAAAUCUGCCUUGCAGUACGGCUUGAUCCGCAGUGUGAAGAAUGAAAUCGUUCGCCUCAAUAGCAAGGCCCGAAUCAAUGCUGUUGCGCCUGGAUGGGUAGAUACACCCUUGAUAGAAGGAAGGCUCGACGACCCGAAGGAGAUGUGGGCAGAAGCCCAGGCUACUGUACCUCUAAAGAAAAUCGCAAGGCCGGAGGACGUAGCCCGUACAAUGGCUUUCCUGGCCUCUCACCGCGCGGCGGGACACAUAUCAGGACAGUGCUUAAGUGUCGACGGAGGAAUGGAAGGUCGCCUGAUCUGGAAGGAGAACGAAGCCGUCAAAAAGACAGAGGACCAAGUCGCUCACCCCAAGUCGAGUAUAGUCCAAUCAAUUCCAAGGGUUGUAUCAAAGCCAAAGCGGAACAAAAUCCGGAUAGCCAUUUCCAUUGACCUAGACGCGGUAUCUGGAUGGCUAGGGACAGGUCAGCAUCCCGACAACAUCCUCGCAGACUACUCCUCCGGAUUCUUCGCCGCCAAAGUUGGCGUACCCCGUCUCCUACGGAUGCUCAAAAAGCUCGACCUAGCCGAUCGUUGCACCUGGUUCAUCCCGGGCCACUCCGCCGAGAGCUUCCCAGAGGAAGUGCAACAGGUAGUCGAGUCAGGCUGCGAGAUAGGACUUCACGGCUACGCCCACGAAGGAGCAUACCAACUGACAGUGGAGCAAGAACGGGACGUGCUAACGCGGUGUAUCGACAUUGCAACCAAACUAACAGGCAAGAAGCCCGUCGGAUACCGCGCACCUCUAUACCAACUGCGCGAGUCCACAUUAGACCUACUAGAAGAGUACGGAUUCGAAUACGACGCUUCCCUAACAGACCACGACUGCCACCCUUUCUUCGCCCCCAAACGUCCGCCGCUCCAACCCAUCAAUUUCUCCCUCCCCGCCUCGACCUGGAUGCACCCCAUCCCACCUACAACAGAAGACCGCCGGCCCCUCGUCUGCGUCCCCUGUAAUUGGUACAUGGAAGAUAUGACCCCCAUGCAGUACCUUCCUCAUACGCACAACUCACACGGCUAUACCGAUGUCCGCGUGGUCGAGAACCUCUGGCGGGAUCGGUUUUUGUGGAUUCGCGAGAAUGAGGACGAGCCUAUCUUUCCCGUCCUGAUGCACCCUGAUACCAGCGGGAUGGCGCAUGUCAUUGGGAUGUUGGAGCGGCUGUUGACAUGGUUGAAGGGGUGGGGGGAUGAAGUUGAGUUUUGUCAGACGGGAGAGAUUGCGAGCUGGUUUAAGAUAAAGGAGUUAGAGAGAAGUGGGAAUUCGUCAGUUGUAUAGGUAUAGAUACAUUAAUAAUUUUCUUUUCUGAAGUUUAGAACAUCUACGAUGAUUACCAUUUGGAAGCAUUGAUUGGAAUGUCAAUACCGUUUGUACAUUCAAUUUAACGUAUAGAAUAAAUUAUUUGAUUAAUACAUCCAGGUAAUUCAGCUGAAUCUAUUGUUAAGGCACAUCGUUUCAAUGCUGUGUACAAAGUGCAUAUAAUAUGUCCAAGAUAAGAAAUAUCGACAACAAACGCCAGUAUCCAUAUUCAGGCCAGAGGGAAAAAAUAAGUCAAGUUAUCAUCAUCAGUCAUCAUUCCAUGUCUUCAAAAGCAUACACCCCCUUUUUAUUAUUUGCUGAUAAUCCUUAUUUUUUCGGCUAAUUUACUCGUAGAGAUCCAUGUCACCACUGCCGUCUUCCAUCUCGGCUAUGGCUUCAUCUUCACUAUCGAGCAUAUCUUGAUCUUCGUCAACCGGGAUCUCAUGAUUCGGCAAGACGUCGAUACGACCAUCGCGCAUGAUAAC
Aspergillus pseudonomiae is the source of this 2519-nucleotide messenger RNA. RefSeq names its product SDR family oxidoreductase/polysaccharide deacetylase family protein. Gene Ontology annotation, biological process: carbohydrate metabolic process. The record is from RefSeq and is a predicted model, not a curated record. NCBI's taxonomy places the organism in Eukaryota, Fungi, Ascomycota, Eurotiomycetes, Eurotiales, Aspergillaceae. Gene Ontology annotation, molecular function: hydrolase activity, acting on carbon-nitrogen (but not peptide) bonds. The transcript has 7 exons. Bases 1 to 2013 code for a protein of 670 amino acids.